AUGCAUUUCAACCACGACACCGCUGCUGCUUUCCAGUUCUGCGCCAAAAACAGCGCCAUGUUGGAGGCCGAGGACUCGGGCUCGGUCGACGGGGAGCAGAUGACCGAGGUGCGCUGCCCGAGCUCAGGGCCCUCCAGCCCGCUGUCAGUGACCUCGGACUCCAGCUGCGCCAGCCCCGAGGCCAAGUCUGCGUCCACGCAGCAGAGAGUCCGGAGGCCCCUGAACGCAUUCAUCAUCUGGACCAAAGAGGAGCGCAGGCGGCUGGCGCAGCUUAACCCGGACCUGGAGAACACGGAUCUGAGCAAAAUACUAGGGAAAUCUUGGAAGGCCAUGUCCCUGGUCGAGAAGCGUCCGUACAUGCAGGAAGCGGAGCGUCUGAGAGUCCAGCACACCAUCGACUACCCCAACUACAAGUACCGGCCCCGCAGGAGGAGGCAGCUGAAGAAGAGCUCCAAACCCCAGCAGGGUGCAGAGGUCCCUCACUCCUCGCUCUGCAGCCCCGGCUUCCAAGUGCCCUUCAACCUCACCUACCUGCUCCAGAACCAGCAGCAAUCCUACCCAAGCAGCACUGCUUUCACACACUCACCAACUAACUACACCUCUAUGCGUAACAGCUACCCACACACUCCAGUUUAUCCCGACACAGCAGUUGACGUCUUAUCAAAUAAGUCUGUGUUUUACUCAAACCCUCCUGCGUACCCUGCAGAGCCCCAGCUGUACUUUAGCAAUCAGCACGGGCACAUGCAUCACGGCUUCUCCAGCGCUGCAGGUCCCCAUGUGGAUCAGGGGGAGUCCAGCUGGGUUUACGGGGGCCUACUGGGUCCUGCAGGUCCCUCCUUUGAGUUUUACCUGGAACAGGUCCAGCUGGACAUGCUGUACGAUCUGGACCGCAGCGAGUUCGAACAGUACCUGGGCCCGAGCACUCACAGGCCUGAGUCCGUGGACCACAGCAGCAGCUACCAUCAGCAGAGCAGCCACAGAGAGGGACGCUCUGUCUCGUGA
Molecule: messenger RNA, 1002 nt
Organism: Anoplopoma fimbria (sablefish)
Lineage: Eukaryota; Metazoa; Chordata; Actinopteri; Perciformes; Anoplopomatidae
Gene: sox32
Product: SRY-box transcription factor 32
Exons: 2
Coding region: 1-1002 (333 amino acids)
Biological process (GO): cell differentiation; regulation of DNA-templated transcription; anatomical structure morphogenesis
Molecular function (GO): DNA-binding transcription factor activity, RNA polymerase II-specific; RNA polymerase II cis-regulatory region sequence-specific DNA binding
Source: RefSeq, a predicted model, not a curated record